AUGACACUAUAUAUAUUGGAUACCGUAAUAGGGUUCAUCAGUUUGGAUUGCGGUUUAGCCCCGAGUGAAGCGUCACCAUAUAUCGAGCCAGAUACUGGAUUAUGGUUCUCAUCAGACUCGGACUUCAUCCAAAGUGGAAAGAUUGGGAAAAUUGAUCCCAGUCUACCAAAGACCAUAAAAUCAUACGUGACUCUGAGAUACUUUCCAGAUGGAAUACGCAACUGUUACAAUCUUAGUGUGAAGCAAGGGACAAAUUAUCUGAUGAGAUUUACAGCUCUAUAUGGAAACUAUGACGGUCUUAAUAUUACUCCUAUGUUUGACUUAUACGUUGGUCCUAACUUUUGGGUAACGAUAGACCUAGAAAAUAAGAUAAGCGGUCAAUCCGAGGAGAUCAUUUACAUCCCCAGAUCAAAUUCCUUGGAUUUGUGUCUUAUCAAGACAGGCGCGACUACACCAAUGGUUUCAUCAGUGGAACUAAGGCCGCUAGCGAAUGAUAUUUACAUCACUGAAUCUGGUUCGUUGAAGAGUUUCAAGCGAUACUAUCUUACAAGUUCAGAUACCAUUCUAUCGUACCCCAAUGACGUCAAAGACAGAAUAUGGGAAACAAAGUUUGAUCCAGAAUGGAUGCAAAUUUCAACCGCCCUCGAAGCGAACAACUCAAAUGGUUUUCUUGUGCCACAGAAUGUACUCAAGACCGCGGCCAUACCUGCGAAUGAUACUGCACCGUUUAACAUUACGGAGGAGCUCGAUUUCCCUGACGACCAAAUUUACUUGUACCUCCACUUCUCUGAAGUCCAAGCAUUACCGAUAGGUGACUUUAGAGAAUUUGAUAUUUUUUGGAACGGCCAACAGUUUGACAAAACGAUACGCCCUGAAUAUUUGAAGACCACGACGAUUAAGUCCACUACACCAGUUACUUGCAAAGGAGGAGUAUGCAACUUAGAGCUGAUAAGAACUACAAACUCUAUUCUCCCACCUCUUCUCAACGCCAUCGAACUUUACACAGUCGUCAAAUUUCCACAAGUGGAAACAAAUGAAAAUGAUGUUGUUGCUAUCCUAAAAAUCAAAGCACAAUAUGGGUUAAAUAGAAUCACAUGGCAAGGAGAUCCAUGUGUCCCCCAGAAAUUUUUGUGGGAUGGUCUAAAUUGCAACAGCACAGAUACAUCUACACCCCCAAUAAUCACUUAUUUGAACUUAUCUUCCAACGGGUUGGAAGGAACUAUAGCAGCUGCAAUUCAAAAUCUUACCCAUCUUGAAAAGUUGGAUUUGUCAAACAACAAUCUGACAGGAGAAGUUCCAGAAUUUCUGGCUAAUAUGAAGUCUUUAAUGCUCAUAAACUUGAGCAAGAACAAUCUUAUUGGUCUCAUACCACAAGCUCUUCUUGAUAGAGAAAAAGAAGGGCUACAGCUAAUUGUUGAUGGAGAGCAUCGUUGUUUAUCUGGUUCAUGUGUCACAGAGAAGAAAAUUCCAGUAAAAACUGUUGCAUUUGUUUCUUCGGCUACUGUCAUGGUCAUUAUAGUGCUUCUAGUUCUCAUUUUUGCGUUUAAGAAGAAAAAAUCAUCAAGUUCAAAAGCUCUACCACUAUCAUCAAUUAAGCUGGGUGAGAAUGUUACAUCUACUAAUAUAUCUGAAAUAUCGAUCGAGAUGAAAAGGAGAAAAUUUACUUAUUCAGAGGUUAUGAAAAUAACAAAAAAUUUGGCAAGACCGCUUGGUGAAGGAGGGUUUGGUGUUGUUUAUCAUGGUGAUAUAAAUGGUUCACAACAAGUAGCUGUCAAACUACUCUCCCAAUCAUCAACACAAGGCUAUAAAGAAUUCAAGGCAGAGGUCGAGCUUUUGUUGAGAGUUCACCACAUAAACUUGGUAAGCCUUGUCGGAUACUGCGACGAACGAGGUCAUUUAGCUCUCAUAUAUGAAUACAUGUCCAACGGAGACUUAAAACAUCAUUUAUCAGGAAAACACGAUAGUUCUGUUCUGAAGUGGAGUACUCGACUACAAAUAGCCAUCGACGCCGCACUAGGACUAGAAUACUUGCACAUUGGAUGUCGGCCACCAAUGGUACACAGAGAUGUCAAAAGUACAAAUAUAUUGUUGGGCGAAGGAUUCACUGCCAAACUUGCAGACUUUGGACUUUCAAGGUCUUUUCAACUUGGAGGUGAAUAUCAUGUUUCGACAGUCGUUGCUGGUACUCCUGGAUAUCUUGAUCCUGAAUGUUACAGAACAGGUCGAUUGGCAGAAUUGAGCGAUGUUUAUAGUUUUGGGGUUGUACUAUUGGAGAUAAUCACAAACCAAGACGUGGUUGACCAAACUCGCGAAAAGUCACACAUUGCUGAAUGGACAGCAUUUAUGCUUAAUAGAGGAGAUAUUGCUGGAAUCAUGGAUCCUAACCUACAUGGAGACUACAACUCUCAUUCUGCCUGGAGAGUUCUUGAAUUGGCUAUGUUAUGUGCAAACCCUUCUUCAGAAAAACGACCAAACAUGUUCCAAGUUGUCAUUGAGCUGAAAGAGUGUCUUACUUGUGAAAUGUCGAUGAAAGGUAAUGGUCAGGACAUGGACUCUCAAAGUUCCCCUAAAGUGAGUAUUAGCUAUGACACAAAGGAUUUGCCUAGCGCAAGGUAG
Molecule: messenger RNA, 2616 nt
Organism: Brassica oleracea var. oleracea
Lineage: Eukaryota; Viridiplantae; Streptophyta; Magnoliopsida; Brassicales; Brassicaceae
Product: putative receptor-like protein kinase At3g46340
Exons: 12
Coding region: 1-2616 (871 amino acids)
Biological process (GO): protein phosphorylation
Molecular function (GO): protein kinase activity; protein binding; ATP binding
Source: RefSeq, a predicted model, not a curated record